UGAUGCGCCUACGUAAUAAUUGUAACCAACCACUUUUACAUUUUAUUUUUUAUUUUGCAUGUCCAAUAAAGCGAGUAGAUAGACAAUAAAUAUUUCAUGACAUUUAUCCUGCAGCCUAAAUGUGAAUGGCUUACGAUUAAAUGAGUUAAACAGAAAUAGUGUUUCAAUAUAAGGAAAUAAUCGAAAAAUGGAGAAAAUUCGACUUAUGCUUUCCAAGAAUUGCGCCGGGCAGCGGUUUCGGUUGAGGAGCAGCGAGUAUUCAUUCAUUACAAAACAGCACAGCCAAAAAGCGCAACACCCCAACGGCCUAGCUACGUCACGCUGCGCAACACUGCGACUGUCCCUGACUAUUUACGUUCGGGGAGCCUCAGUUAAACUCAAUGGAGCUUUAUUUUGAAUUCGUAAGAACUUUUCGAACAACACUGAAUGUGCAGCUACAAUCUUCGAGAGAUUAAACGAAGAGUGCGGUAUCACUUAUCAAUUAUUUAAGGUAUUAAAAUGUCGACGGAAAGUAUUGUUAACCGCAGUGAAUUUGAAGAAAAAUUAAAUGAAUUUUUGGAAAAGAGGAAAGAGAGCAAUAGGGCCAGGUGGACGAGGCAGAGGUUACAAAAUGCAAAGGAUGUUUUAUUAAGGGGUGAAGCUGCUAAGAGUAAUGGAGAGAAAGUACCGAAUUCUUAUUAUUAUCUAAUACAAAAGUAUGAACUUUUAAGAAUCGGGAAAGAAAUACAUGUAAUAAAACGGAGAAAUGAGAAGAAUCAAUCUUUUAUUUACAUGGUGGCCCUAGAAGAUUAUUAUGAAAAACUGUUGGAGGCUCACCUUCAAACCAGCCAUGGAGGUAGAGAUAAGAUCAUGUAUUACCUUAAAGACAAGUGUGAAGUUUUAAAAGAAGCGUGCGUACUGUUUGUAUCAUGCUGUCAAAUUUGCAACCGUAAAAGAGUUACUCCUAAGCGUCUAGCUCCUUCUAAGGGUGCAGUUAAUUAUAAGCCCACAUGCGGAUUUAAUAUCCAAGGUCAAGUUGACAUGAUCGAUUUCCUAUCCUCUCAUGAUGGAGAAUAUAAGUGGCUGUUAAAGUAUCAAGAUCUCGGGACGAAAUUUAUCCAUUUGCGUCCUCUUACGACGAAUCAAGCCGCCAGCGUUGCAAAGGAGCUCUCGACCAUUUUUUUUACUUGGGGUGCUCCAAGAAUUCUUCAAAGCCAGAAUGGUUCGAAAUUCGUGACGGCUGUUCUACAAGAACUGAUCUCUCUUUGGCCCCAAUUUGAAUCUGUUCAGGGAUGCCCAGAAGAUGUACUUAAAGCCAGCUUGGAAAAGUCAAAUGCAGAUAUUCAGAACAUGUUGAACACAUGGAUGAUUGAUAAUAAUUCGACCAAUUGGAGUCGUGGUUGCUACGAAGUUCAGUGGCAAAAAAAUACUUCCAAGCACAUAGUAACGGAUAAAAUUCCUUACGAAGCUGUAUUCGGACCAGCAAAAAUUAGCUUUAAAGGUGCAACGUUCCCCGAACAAAAUUUAAACGGUAUUGUAAAGCAAGAAGUCUUGGAGACAGCUCUUGAUGAACAGCAUGUUUGUUCAAUUAAUUCUGAAAGUGAUGCUGAGUCUAACAAAACAAAGAGGAAAAAAACAGAUCUUCCCGAUCCCAUAGAUUUCGUAUCACUUGAAAAUGCAACAUCAAAUACACAGGAACAAAAUGCGCAAUCGGAGGUGCAGCAGACUUCUGCAUCAUCAGAUGAACAGCAGCAAAAUACACAAUUGGAUGCGCAGAAUUCACUUUCUCUGGAUAUAUGUGGAGUUCAAGAUGAUACGCAACCUCCUGAGUAUCCAUCAAAGGAGGAGGUAGUCCACUUGACUCACAUCAUAAUCAAGUGUGAACCUCCCGAAUAUGACGCAGCUGAUCAAAUGGAACACUUUGUAGAAGAACAGAGCAGGGAACUGUUGACGAGAAAAAAUUUGCCUGUCAAGUGUGAAACAUGUGGUGAAGUAUUUAGCUCAGUAUCUGGACUUAGUACUCAUAUGAGGUCUCACACGGGAGCAAAACCUUUCGAGUGCGACAUUUGCAAUAAAAAACUCACAAACGAUCAAGCAGCGAAAACGCACAUAAACGAUCAUAUGGGAAAGGAUCAGCGUUUCAAAUGUCCCAUGUGUCCAAGAGAUUUUAAGAGAUAUAACUUUUUAAGGAGUCAUGUACAAAACCAUCCAAAAAAUGACCUUUAUAGAUGUAGAAUUUGUAAGGAGAGUUUUGCAACAAAAGGUAUUUUACAAUCACACAUGAUCACCCACCAAGAGAAGAAAUUUUUUUCUUGUGACAUUUGUAAGAGACCUUUCAUGUUGCUGUGGCAACUAAAUAAGCAUAAAAAGAUUCACUUGGCCGAAAAACCCUACGCCUGUGAUACCUGCGGAAAACGGUUUUUGACGCCAUAUCAUCUGAAUAUUCAUGUACGAUACCACACGGGAGAAAAGCCUUUCGAGUGCAAUAUUUGUAAGAAAAGGUUCACCAUUAAGAGAACUUUAAAAAGACACAAAAUAAGUCACGAGGAAAGACAAUGUGAUGUUUGCAAGAAAGUUUUUACAUCAAAAAAUGCUUUACGGUCGCACAAUAAUAAGUUCCACUCGGAUAAGCGUACCUACCAGUGUGAUACAUGUGGAAACACAUAUCUUGGAAGAGCUGGUAUUAUAGGUCAUCUACGCCUUCACACUGGAGAACAUCCUUUCGAGUGCGAUAUUUGUAAGCAAAAAUUCAGAUACAAAUCGACUUUAAACACCCAUAAAAAGAAUCAUAUUGAAAAUUACAAGUGCCCAGCAGAUGGAAUGGAUUGCGAGCAAGCGGCUUUUGAAACUGUCAAUGUAAAGGUAGAAAACGACAAUAAUCAUUCUUCAGCAGAUGUAGAAGAUGGAAUGGUCAGUAUUCCGAAAACAAUAUUUAAGACUGAUGUGCAAGAGAAGGAAACGUGUGAUCCGCUUAAUUUUAAUCAAGAAGCAGAAAUUAAAGAUAUUAAGACAGAAAUGGAAGAGGCGAUAAAUUAAAUGCGUGAGAUUUUACUUCAUCAGCAAUGAUGCUUGCAAUUGUGCUAACAUUUUACUACAUACAUUUUAUGGAUUUUAUUAUAUAGCGAAAUUUUAAUAUUUUUUAUUUCUUAAAUUCCCUUUACUUGCAUUGUAUGAGCUUCAUUACCGAUGCUCUAAUGAAAUGAUUCUUAAAUCUUGUAAAAUUCAAGUAGAUUAAGUUGUGUAUUUGUGUGAUUUUUAACUUUUAAACUGUAUUAUAUCUAGCCAAUUAAAUAUAUGUAUUGUUUACACUCAUUUAAUGUAAAAAAUA
Belonocnema kinseyi is the source of this 3307-nucleotide messenger RNA. RefSeq names its product zinc finger and SCAN domain-containing protein 12-like. Lineage: Eukaryota; Metazoa; Arthropoda; Insecta; Hymenoptera; Cynipidae. The transcript is spliced from 6 exons. Bases 499 to 3015 code for a protein of 838 amino acids. Gene Ontology annotation, biological process: regulation of transcription by RNA polymerase II; DNA integration. Gene Ontology annotation, molecular function: DNA-binding transcription factor activity; RNA polymerase II cis-regulatory region sequence-specific DNA binding. The record is from RefSeq and is a predicted model, not a curated record.